AUCUGUUGGUGGUUCUGUUCUGUUCUGUUCUGUUGUUUUGGUUCGGUUCUGUUCUGAUCUGUUGUUUUUUUUGGUUCUGAUCAGUAUUGAUAAUCACGGUGGGGGAGGUACAGAUGUGAGUCAGACAGUACAAUGCUGUGAGACUCUCCUAUGGAGGAGCAGCAGUGUAUGCUGGGAGACAUAGUCCAUUAAUGUAGUUUAUUGCUGUGGUGUUGUGUCUCUCAAAGGUUGUUUUGUGUGUCUUUAUGGUUGUUUUGUGUGUCUUGGUGAUGACUUUGGGUUUUGUUGUGUAUAUGAGGAGGUCAUAUUAAUGGGUCAGUGUGUCUCAUCCAAUUUAAAGUUGAAGAUAAAUAAUAAUAAAUAAUGUUACUAAAUUACACAAGAAAACGAAACAGAUAAUCACAAGAUGACCUUCUUGUCUCUCUCUCUACCUACCCUUUUGUCUGACAGGAAGCUAGUGACUGAGUACAGGUGAGGUGGUGGGCGGGGCUUAGCCUGCAGACCACCACUCGUUUGGUGGGUGGUAAUGAUCGCGACCGGUGGUCUCCUGCGGAUCAAUGCGCGGCGUCAGGACUCACUGAGAUCCAAAACACAUAAAGCACAAACUCAAAAGAGGAAGAACAAGAAGAAGAGGAGGAGUGAGGUGGUGGUGGUGAAGGGGAAGUUGAAACUGAUUUCAGUCUCGGGUCUGGUGGCAGCACUCGGCAUCCUGGUCCUACUAGUGGGCGUGGUCAUGGCAGCUCUGGGCUACUGGCCUCGAGACGGACUGUUCUUCAGCGUUCAACCACAGAGGGAUGCCACCAUGACAGUGUCAUUCAGCAGCUCCACUCCCACACCUGCUCAGGGAGAAGAGAUGGGAGAGGAACUGGGGCGAUAUGAAGGAGAUGACCUCAGGGGAGGAGGUGAUGAAGACAGAGGAGGUGGUAUUGAUGAAGAUGGUGGAGGUGGUGAUGGGUUUAACAGGACAGAAGUCAUCAAUGGGACAACCCAUCAGCUUCCACAAGGUUUUCUGGAGGAUUUUCUGAACAGGUAUCUGUACUCUGAUAGGCUAAAGGUCUUCGGCCCUCUCAUCAUGGGCAUUGGGAUCUUCCUGUUCAUCUGUGCGAACGCUGUCCUGCAUGAGAACCGUGACAAGAAGACAAAAGUCAUCAACCUACGGGACAUUUACUCUACCGUCAUCGACCUCCACAGCCUCCGAAAACCCAACACCUCCUCUGUCCGCCGCUCCUCGAUCAGUCCCCUCAACGGCCUUGUUAACUACGUCCAAUCAAAGAGCCUGGAAACCAAACCCAGGGCGUACCCUGCAUCACUACUGAACAGGAGGGAGGGAGGGGGAGGAGGUGGGCCGUUGUCUAGACAACUGUUCCCUGGCAGCAGCAGAGCAGGAGGAGGCGGAGGCAGUGAUGGAAGAGGAGGAGACACAGUGUUCAGUAUCUAUCAGGAUCAACCAGACACUCCUUCACUCUCUUCUUUCUCACACAGACUCUCCCUACCCCCCAGCUUGAGCCCCCCUCACCUUUUCACCCACUGGACGCCCCUGCAGAAGGUCAGCUCCUUCACCCUACCCCUCCGCCACUCGCGGCCUCCAGCUCCCCGCAGGAGGCACUCUGCUCGGGCUGGGACAGGCUGGUGUUGGGAGGGGGGUCAGGGAGGACAGGAGGAGAGAAGGAGUAAAGGGAGAGGCCACAAACAAGAGAAGGAAGAGGAGGUGUUUGCAUGUCCACCACCUCCUCUGAGCUCCUCCACUCCCCCCGUGCUCAGACCCCUUCAAGGUUCAUCAGCAGCUUCCUGCAGCACCUGCAGUCUCCACCAGGAGGCACCAGGAGGCUCCCAGGCCCUGCUCCUCCUCUCCUCCUCCUCCCUUACCCCCUCCCAUCUUUCGCUCUCCUCCCUGUCUUACCUCCUGUCCUCCUCUCCAUCCACUCUGCCUCCCCCCUGCAGGAGGAAGAGCCUGCCGACCACCAGCAGCACGACAGGUUACAGUAAGCUGAUGCACGGAGAGGAUGAACCAUUUGAGUCGUCACAUCAUGUAACAUCACAAGGCAGGGAAAUGACAUCACACAAGAUGUACUCCAACAAGGAGAAGCUGAGGAUGAUCUCACAGGUGGGUUCUGGUCUGAGGCAGGAGGAGGAGGGCUGAGGAGACAGGACAACCAAUCAGGCACAACUCUGAAGUCAUGUGACUUUUUAAUGACAUCAGCAUGACAUCAGGAAGUGAUGCGUUCAUGUGUCACAUUAAAACAUUUUGCUGAGAGCAAUAAGGCGUCUUCCAGAUGAACAAAUGACAGCACAACAUGAAAUUAACUGUUUCCUUCCAGCUCGUUAAUUGACUGCCUGUUCAUUAAAUCAACACGUGAUUCAUCUUUCAGGUUGUUGAGUGGGGAAAGGGGAACACCUGGAGGAUGAGUCCAGAUCUUUAGUUUGUUCUUCUUUCCCUUUUAACUUUUGAACACCCACCAACUGACAGAACGUGAACAUGAAUGUGUGAUGAUUUAAACAGGAAGUCUGUUUAAUGGCGAGAUGAUGUACUCAGACAGAAACAUUUUCAUAGGACUUGUCUCCAUGGCACGAGAUUCACCAAGACCCUGGUCCAUCCACACUGGACAUGCUGAGCUUUGUUCAAGAAAGCUGGAUGGCUAGUACACUACACACCCACUGCCCCUCCUGUUCGAUACGGAGUUAUCACAAAUAUCAAAGGAAUAGGGCGGUCGGUAGCAUAGUGGGUCAAGCGGCCACCCCGUGUGUGGAGGCUAUAGUCCUCGCUGCAG
Molecule: messenger RNA, 2768 nt
Organism: Larimichthys crocea (large yellow croaker)
Lineage: Eukaryota; Metazoa; Chordata; Actinopteri; Sciaenidae
Gene: tmem200ca
Product: transmembrane protein 200C, genome duplicate a
Exons: 4
Coding region: 527-2140 (537 amino acids)
Source: RefSeq, a predicted model, not a curated record